This is a messenger RNA of Dermatophagoides farinae (American house dust mite), 2627 nucleotides long. Lineage: Eukaryota; Metazoa; Arthropoda; Arachnida; Sarcoptiformes; Pyroglyphidae. The record is from RefSeq and is a predicted model, not a curated record.
AAAUGAUAAAACUUUACAUUUCUUGUAAUGAUUAUGAUGAUGAUUGAAUUGCGACUGUGCAAAAUGUGUGUAAAAAUAUCACACACACACACAGCAGCAGCAUCACAUCGAUUAAGUAUUAAAUUCUAAAGAAAGAAAGAGAAAGAGAAAAACGAUUUUUAUUCAAACAACAAAUUGUCAUUCGAUUCAUAACCAUACACACACACACACACACAGCAAUCACCGAUAUUAGCAAUCCACCUUUAUGUUGUUAUCAUGAUUCUUUUUUUUACAGUGAAAUUCAAAUUCCAAAAAUCUCAAAAUUGUUUGUUUGUUUGUUCGUAUUUCAAUUGUGUGUGUGUGUGUUGUUGAUCGUUCAAAUAUAUUCGUAUAUAUUAGAUGAAAUGAAAAUUUUGAUCAGAAUUCGUGAACAAACGGAAAUUGAUUUUAUUCUAAUUUUAUUCUAAUUUUGGUCACCAAAACUUUGAAUAAAAAUGUGAAUCGGAAAAAAAAAUUUUUCUUCUCUUUCAUAUCGCCAAAAAUAAUUGCCAUUUCCGGUUUUGUUUUCAGUGAAAAGAAAACAAUGACAACAUCAUCGCCAUCGUUAUCGUUUGAAAUAUUCAUGAAAAAUUCGUGAUGAAUAAAUAAUCUAAAAUGGUGGUGGUGGUGAUCAUCAUGUAAAUUUAUAUGUAAAUGUUGUGAAAAGUGUUGAAUUUCUUUUUGUUUAAUUUUCACAAGUGUGUGUGUGUGUGUUUGUAUAAUUUGCAUUACAAAUCAUCACCAUCAUCAUUAGAAAUUCAUUGAAAAAUAUUCAGAAUAUUCAUGUUUCUAUAUUGAAUCGAUGAAUAAUGAUAUCGUAUAAUGGAAAUAAUCAAAACAUAUUAAAAUCAUCACCAGCAUUAGAUUCAUGUAAAGAAUUUAUUUGCCACAAUUCUUGUAUUAAAUCAAUGAGUACAAAAAUCAUUCUCAUAUGGAUAAUUAUCGCAUCAAUUUCUGAACUAUGUUCAUGGCUAUUGAUUGUACAAAAAUUUCCAUUACUAUUCUGUACUGGAAUCAUAACAGCUGAAGCUGUUAUUGUAAAUACAAAUCUACCAAGCCGUACAACCACUGGUAAUAAACCAUCAAAACCACCAUCAACAUUGGGACAAUAUCCACGUUUAAAUAAUAAUCGUAAUUCACAUUAUUAUCAUUCGAAUCGUUUUCAAACCGAUGGUCAAUCAUCAUCAUCAUCGUCGUCGUCGUCGUCGUUGGAUCCAGAAAUCGAUUAUUCAAAUGAUCAAACCAAUGAUGAAAGACGUUUAUUCAAUUACCUAAUGAGAAAUUAUGAUAAUACAAUACGUCCAUUGAAAAAUGCAUCAAAACCAAUCAAUAUUCGUUUGGGUAUAACAUUGACACAAAUUUUUGACCUAGAUGAAAAAAAUCAAGUUCUCACCACCAAUGUUUGGCUUGAUCAGGAAUGGAUCGAUGAAUUUCUACAAUGGAAUUCAAGUGAAUUUGGUAACAUAAGUAAAAUACGUAUCCCUUGUCAAAGUAUUUGGCUACCAGAUAUUGUCCUGUAUAAUAAUGCCGAUGAUUAUACACGUGGCUAUAUGAAUAGUCGUGCUAUAAUUGAACCAAAUGGAAAUGUAUUCUGGCCACCACCGACAAAAUUUCGUAGCACAUGUCAAGUGGAUGUUACAUAUUUUCCAUUCGAUGAUCAAACAUGUUCAAUGAAAUUAGGUUCAUGGAUUUAUGAUGGUCUUACGGUCAAUAUUGAAAAUCGAACGCAGAAUGUUGAUCUUUCAAAUUAUGUAUCAAAUGGUGAAUGGGAUCUAAUCAGUACUAGUCUCAUCAGAAAUGUUGUCUAUUAUCCAUGUUGUUUUGAACCAUUUCCUGAUGUAACAAUCACAUUGGUUAUACGUAGAAAAAUUCUUUAUUACAUGUAUAAUGUCAUUAUACCAUGUAUAAUGAUGUCAUUGUUAACGUUAUUAGUAUUCUGUUUGCCACCGGAAUCUGGUGAAAAAAUUGCCCUUGGUGUCACCGUUCUGUUGGCAUUUUCAGUAUUCAUGUUGGCCAUUUCGGAAAAAUUACCUGAAACAUCGGAAUCGAUACCAUUAUUGGGCGUUUAUCUAACCGUUGUGAUGGGCAUCGCUUCCAUAUCGAUAGUCAUGACUGUUGUUGUGCUGAAUUUUCAUUAUUGUUCACCAAUUAAUAAACAUGAAUUACCUGCAUGGAUUAAAUCAUUGAUUAUAAAUGAUGAAAAAAAUAUCUACAAUGAUUAUUAUGCGGCACGUUCAUCAAUGUCAAUGUCAAUGACAACAAAUUCAAAUGAUUUACAAAAUUUUAAUAACGAUAACGAUAAGAAUGACCAUAAUGAUGAUGAUGAUAAUAAUCAUUACGCGAAUACAUCACAACAACAACAAUCGAAUAAUUGUCGUCAUCGACGUUUAAAUCAUCAUCAUCAUCAUCAAAAAAUUUGGAUUCAUCUGUUUUCGGUAUGGAUAAAACAUCGACAGGAAGUGGAUGAUAAUAUUGGUCGUCGUAUACAUGAAUGGCGUCUAUUAUCAAUGUAUAUUGAUAAGAUAUUAUUCUGGAUAUUCACUAUUACAACCGUUGUUACAUCGAUUAUAUUCUUGUUAAUUAUACCUGUAAAACGACGUGGUUUUUAA